This is a messenger RNA of Oncorhynchus masou masou (cherry salmon), 4201 nucleotides long. RefSeq names its product drebrin-like. The transcript is spliced from 15 exons. Gene Ontology annotation, biological process: regulation of actin filament polymerization; neuron projection morphogenesis; positive regulation of axon extension. Gene Ontology annotation, molecular function: actin filament binding. The record is from RefSeq and is a predicted model, not a curated record. Lineage: Eukaryota; Metazoa; Chordata; Actinopteri; Salmoniformes; Salmonidae. Gene Ontology annotation, cellular component: site of polarized growth; actin filament; lamellipodium. Bases 109 to 1881 code for a protein of 590 amino acids.
UGCAUUGUCUUUGUUCCUCCACUCAGAAUCUCUCCCCGUCUCUCUCUAUCCUUUCCUCUACUUCCAUUACAGUAUUACACGGGUCUGGAUGAUUGCAGAGACAGCAACAUGGCUGUGAAUCUCAGCAAGAACAGACUGGCCCUUCUAACAGCCUACCAGGAUGUUAUCAACGAGACAUCGUCCACCGACUGGGCCUUGUACACAUAUGAGGACAACAGCAAUGAUUUGACACUGGCAUCAUCAGGAGCUGGAGGUCUACCGGAGAUCACAGUGACCUUCGACAAUGCCAGGGUCAUGUACGGCUUCUGCAGCCUGAAGGAGCCCACGGCCGCACUGCCACGCUACGUCCUCAUCAACUGGGUUGGUGAGGAUGUGCCUGAUGCCAGGAAGUGUCAGUGUGCCAGCCAUGUGGCUAACAUUGCAGAGUUUUUCCAGGGAGUCAACAUCAUCGUCAAUGCCAGCACCAUGGACGACAUCGAACCAUCCGCCAUUGGACAGAGACUGACCAAUGGGACGGCUUCGGUGGCCAGCCCCGUCCUCAGCCGUCUGAGAACCAGAGAGGAGGAGAACGGAGAGCUUGGAGUGGGCACCGUGUACACCAAGACCAACGCAGAGAUCGAGAUGAAGAAGAUCAAUAGAGAGGAAUUCUGGGAACAGGCCAAGCGUGAAGAAGAGUUGAGAAAGGAGGAGGAGCGGAAGAAGGUUGCAGAGGAGAGGCAGCGCUUUGAGGAGGAGAGAAUGGAGCUGGAAAGGAAGGAGCAAGAGGAUAGAGAGAAGAGGUACCGCGAAAGGGAGAGGCAAAUUGAGGAACACAGAAAGAAGAUGCAAGAAGAAGAGGAGGCCAAAGAGAGGACACGGAACCAGCCCCUCAUAACAGCAGAACCUAGCUAUGAGGAUCUGGGGAAAGAGAACAAGGAGACGGAAGUGGAGGAGGCAAAAGCACUGAUUGCCCAGCGGGCGGACAACCCCAGGGAGUUCUUUAAGCAGAAAGAGAAGGCUGUGACCACUGGUGUGGACGUCUCUCCCGUCUCUAUCCACAGGGCCGGCCGUUUGGACAGCCCGUUACCAGGCCGUUUGGACAGCCCAUUCUUGAAGCAGCAGCACAGUCCCAGCGAGCCCAGUCCGCCCCCCCUCUGCACCCCGCCACAUGCGAGGCUGCAGCCCACUGCACCUGAUGGUGAUGAUGAAGGGAGCUCAGACCACAGCAUGGGGACGUCCCCAACGCCUAUCCCUAAAAUAGUCACCACACCCAUCCAGGAGGCAGAGGACGACAGCCGGAACGAGUGGGGUGAGCCGAAGCAGCAGCCAGGCCCAGUCCAGGAGUCCACUCCCACCAAGCCCGUUCAGAGCGUGGCCCCCCAGACCCGCCCAGACUCCCAAGCCCCGUCCUCAACCUCGGACGACUACGACCCCUUCUCAGGUUUCAGGCCCCUUCCCGCACCCACUGCCGCAGACCCCCUGGUGGACCUAUGGGACAGCAGUCCUCCCACAGGCUCCGCCCCCUCUCAGGUCCUGCCUCCUGGAGGGCGAGUCCAGCCCCUGCUGAGCUUCGACGAGAUGGGGGACGUACCAUUCUACCCGGGGGGCCCCGGGGGUGCAGAGGACGAGCCCUCCAGCCUGGUGGAUGUGGCUGGGACCCACGAUAUGACCCUGAGCUACCAGCAUGCACUGCAGCAUGCUUCAGAUGACACUCAGCUGAUGACCAAUGGGGAAACGCUGCUCAAAGAAGGGACUCAGGCGAGCGAGGGUUACUUCAGCCAAUCGCAGGAGGAGGAGGACUGCUCUGCUAAAAUGAACCCGACGCCAGUGUUUUAUAACAAGCCACCAGAGAUUGACAUCACGUGCUGGGACACGGACCCUGUAAUGGAGGACAGCGACUAGACGAAGGCGGAGUAGAACAGUCCGGUGGAGGGAAGUAGAAACAACGCAUCAUCAAUGACGAAACUGUUUUUUUAAAAGUAAUAAUAACAAGUCUUGCAUAAAAAAAAAAUAUCUGUAUAAUGUUCUAGAAUAAAACAAAAAAAUGUUAGCCACUGAAAAGGUUGUCGAGUUAUUGUUAGAGAUGCUAAUUGGUUGAUGAUGAGCUCUUGUUUUUUUUUAAUGUAUUUCUUAUAUUUCUCCUUAUUUGCAAUGUAGAGUAAAUAGCAGAGAGUGAGAACUACUUUAUUGCGUACUUAUAUACACAGCUCAGUAGCUCACGUCUGUGUCUUCUACAGCAGAUAUGACCCCUGUACCAGACAGGUAGCCUAUUAAAAGUUAGAGCAAACCCUUUUGUGAGCAAUCACAAUUAUUCCUAGCACAGCCCCCUCCUCCUCUCUCCCCCAAACCUGGGCCCCACCUUCCACCCUCCCUAGUGCCAAGAGUUGCCCUGCUCUGGCCCUCUAAGUGGGCACGGUACCUGGGGGAAGGGCGAGGGGGAUCAGGGAGGAAAUGGUGCCAAGUGUAAUCCUGAAUUUGUCAAUUUGUCAGUUUGGCCAUGGGACCUUACUAUUAAUCCACUGUAGACAGGUAGAGGAGGAGCGGGGAACCAGACAAAGGCAUGGCGGACAUCAUAGUACAGGCUGGGAUAGCAGUACUAUUGUACUAUAUCAUAGUAAAACCCUCAAAUAUAUAUAUAUAUAUAUAUAUAUGUGCAAGUCACUUUGAAAAGGAAUAUCUAUCGUAGUUUCUUAUUGUUUAUACACACAUUUUCCCCUCGUCUGUUUUUCUGCUGGGAAAGUAUUAGUGCUAUCCCAGCAUAAAAUCAGACGAGAGGAAAAUGUGUAUAUUUUUUACCACCUAUUAAAAGUGUACUAGAAAUUAAUAUUCAGGAUCUUUGAAUCAUGGCCAUAGCUGUAGUCUCGUUUUGUUUCGUCUCCAGUGAAAACUAGGCAAUAACUAAUAUCUAGAGUACUCAGAUGGGAACGAGGACAUUCGUCACACGUUGUGGCACUAUGAACGGAACAGUGUGUCUUGUGCUGAGGUUGUUGGAGAGCUGCCACACUCGUCUCUGCUGUAUGACAUGAUACCCUUCUUUUCAGUAGACACAAAUUCACUAUUUGUUUUGCAUUCCAUCUGUUUAAAUUUCUUUGAAAAUGAUGUAGUUCACAUGCACACCCCCUUGAUGGCCUCAGAGGCACUAUUGUAAUUCUACCAUUGGGACUGUUGUUUCUGCACAGGUCUCAUUCCCUGCUUGACUUUCACCCAGUCAUCUCUUUUCCUGAUUUCACCCCUAAAUGAGAAACAGUACAGUAGACGAGCUUUGCACGUAGGCCUUAGAAAUGAUUUUGAUCAUCAAGACUCAUUAUCCCCUUUAUUAAUGUUCCAAUGUUUAGAACAGAUGAUUAUUGACACGCCCCCCCCUGCACACAAACACACACACACACGGCUUGUAGACUGUCUGUCUCAGUCUUCCUUCAUAUAUGAUCUACAGGUUGUUUAUUAUUGUUACUGUUCAAGGGUAGUUUCAUUUCUGAGAUUCCACAUCUCUGAUCUGAUUCUAAAUCAAUCCUGUCAUUCUUAUUCAUAGAGAUAGAACAGUUCUCUAUUGUUCUAUCUCUCUGUUCUUACCACAGAGUUCUGAGUGGGAACCAGCAAGCAAUAAGAAAGAAAAAAAACAAUGUUGUUUUUUUUGUCCUGUAAAUAGUGUUUGAUAUUUAGUAAUGUACAACUAAUGAUUGACUAACACUUUUGUUGGGGGGGGGGGGGGUCAUUGUGGCCCUUAUGAUUAUGACACUUUAAAUUGAGGCUUGUUGUGGGAUUGAGUGAGAUUUUUAAAUGAAGUUUCUUUGAAGAGAGAUUUGAAAUGUGAGUCGUGGUGGGAUUCCAUAUCCCUCGCAGCCUUUUCUGUAUAUGAGAAUCACCUCAUGCUUGGUAAGAGCCGACCAACCUGCAUCUUUAGCAGUAACUGACACCGUUUCCACAUAAUUUCAAUGUAUACUUCUUCACUCUGAUAACCUCCUGGUUAGUGAUUAUUAUUAUCUCCCUAUUGCACUACUAGGAGACUACUACUCUACUACUACCCCUAAUACUCGCCCCAAAGCAAGGCUUAGCUGUUCCUUGGCUUUACUGAUCUCUUUUUAUUUAAAAGAUAGAAAUAAAAAGAUUCUCUUCCCUCUUUUGCGUCCGCUUCUCACACUGUUUUUUUUUUAAAUAAGCGCAAGAUCUUUUGUGACAUGCUAGGUGCUGAUGUAUGUUAAUAAAAGACUUAAAAACCUCCAAA